Toxorhynchites rutilus septentrionalis is the source of this 2793-nucleotide messenger RNA. Its product is annotated as adhesive plaque matrix protein. The record is from RefSeq and is a predicted model, not a curated record. The transcript is spliced from 10 exons. Bases 428 to 2455 code for a protein of 675 amino acids. Lineage: Eukaryota; Metazoa; Arthropoda; Insecta; Diptera; Culicidae.
AUCACUCGCGGCGACGGUCGAUCGCCGUUUUCACAAAACGCUUUUAGUCGGUUUGACUAGUGCGCGCGGCACACUUCCUCUCCCCUGUCCGUUCAUCGAUCAAUGUGCAUUUCGCUCCAUAAUUCGCGGUGCCUUAUUCUGCAGUGGAACCCCGCCGCGUGAUUUUUAUUUAAUUUCCGACUCGAUUCAUCUGCUGCUCUGCUCGGCGUUGUGUGCAGUUUUGUUCUUAACGCUAAUUGGAAUCGCAAUCUGUCGCCAAGAUUUGCCGGUGGAGUGUGAAGCAGGAAGAGGAGAGAAUAAAAAUUUCACCGCAAAAAUUAAACAUACAAACCGGGUGCAUUUGGCGAGUGGAAACAAAUCCGCGUUCUGCCAAAAGGAUAUUUUUGCGUUUCUGCAAACAACCAGACCAACAAGGGACAGCUGAAUCAUGACAACCACUCGGGAGCGGAGGGAAGAAUAUCACACCAACGUGGUGCGCACGUUGACUCCGUCCAGACCCCUCUCGCCGGGGACGCACACUAUAGAAUUUGAUAGUAAUUUAGAUAACCUGCUGGAGGAUCUGCAGGCGAGUGUUUCUCGUCCGGGCAGCUCAUUAGGUCAACCGAUUGCCGGCAGCUACUCGUCGAGCCGUGAGGUGCAGUACCUGCAGCCAGCCAAUGUCACCACAGUUGCCCGGGAGCGCUCGCUAAGUCCCAACCUGCAGACGGGCGAACGCAAGGUAUACAAAACGGCCAAGUACGAGUAUAAGAGCAGCGGCAGCAGUGGCAGUGGACCGGUUGCGGGCACACAAGGGGUCAGCGAGGUUUACCAGCGCAACAUUAAUCAACUCGACACGCUACUGAACGAUCUUGAGAGAGAACGAGACUCAUCGUUGGAUCGCAGCCAGAGGAGCCUACACAGAAAUGGAAUCGAUUCAGGAUUAAUCGAACCUGGCACAAAAAUCGUCAAAACAACAACCACAUACUCCUCGGCUGGUGGCAAACAACCCGUAUCCCGAGAACUGGUCUUCGAUUCGCCCGGAAGCUACGAGGUUCGUCAAUCGCGAUCACGACAGCGCAGUCCAUCGUACGAGAACUCCUCGACUGUAGUGAAGAACGUCUCCUACAGUUCCGACAACAGUGGAAUUUACGGAGGAAUCAAUCGCUCCCGCACGGUGACGCCGGUUCGCUCCGAACAGUAUUACACCGAGACGCGAACCGUUUCGCCAAAUUCAGAUGUGGUACCACCGAAUGUACAGUACAACGAGACGGUCCUGGUUGAUACGGCUCCAGCCGCGAAGGCACUGGCCAAUAUUCCGAUCUCGGGGGAUAUUUUACCUCGGCCAAAUACGAAAGUGACGACUACUGUGAGAACAUACACGUACGAAAUUCCUCCCGAAAGCGAUCUGAAUCAAACGCUAUCUUACCGAAACGAGUCGUUUAACCAGAGUAGCAACACCGUUCCGGCGACUUAUCCAGGGCGUGAUUUGUCUCCAACGCAACACGUCAAUCCAAGUUCGAGAACUGUCAUUGUCAAAAACGAGUCUAUCAACACAACGAACAACGUCCAGGAGUACCCAAUACCGACCAUCGUAAAUCAUCAGCUUCCACCUAACACGGCCAAAACAAUAUACUACAAGAAGGAUACCAAGCAGUCAAACACACACUACUAUCCGGAGCAUCCAAAUGGUCCGCAUCCUACAAAUUUCAAAGCAAUCGAGGGUCCUCCCGCAAGUGACCAUCAUCCUCCACCACACCCGAUCAAGUACACGAACGAUCCAUCCUAUCCUCCGCCACCACCGUCGACAAACACAUACAUCUACCGCGAGGAACGCACCACCAACAACACAACCAAUCGCUAUGGAUCGCCAGUGCCUAUCGUGGAGUAUCCCGAUCGACACGGAACGUACCCACGGGAACCUCAGCCACCGCCGACGGUGACGUACAAGUACAGCUCGACCACUACCAAUGCUACCAGGAAUAUGUACCCUCCACCGGAGGAACGGGAACCACUGCUGCAGCCGUUCCCCACCGAUGGUAUCCCGCAGAGCGAAGUCGACGGCAAUCCACCCAAGCGGGUUGAAGACCUCAUGGCCACACUAGGAGAGAACGGCCAGGUAACUUACAUGUCGAAGCACACACACCACACCAGCGAGAACGGAACCGGUCCCAAGAAACCUCGGGGCCCAUCGCCCCCGAAAAAGGCUCCAAUCGAUGAACCAGUCGAUAGCAAAGCCGCCCUUGUGUCAUCGAAGAAUAUCGCCGGUCCACCGGUGUACUACCCGCCAGGACACGAGAUGUUUGCCAAGAAGGAAAGUGAAGGUGGCGCAUGGCGGGCGCAGGGCGAGUAUGCAAGGGCAAGCGGAAAGUACAUGUACGAAGCGGAGAGCAAAUCCAAAACCACGUCCAAGUCCGGGGCGGCGGUCGUUCCGGUGUGUCUACCACUUUGCUGCGCCAUGCCGUGCAGCAUUAUGUGAAGCGCCAGCUGCAAUUUUGUUGUUUCGGUUUUGUAUAAUGCAAAUAGCUUAGAGGGAGCAAUAAGAAAUUGUACGGAAACAUAUUUACCCCGAGCAUUAACAAAGUUAAUUUUUCAACGAAGGAUGAAAGUGCCAUGCUCACCCUUGGGUUUAGCUGUGGGGGAUUUGUGGUGGUCUCCGCAUGGAACGGAACCUGGCAAUUACUAUAUGAAUCUAGCGAUUAUGUAACGAGGAACGAUGCGCUUGUAUUGUCUAAAACCACUGUGCCAAUUAACGAUAUUAUUAUUUUGUUAUCAAUGUAUACAUUCUAAUACAAAAUAAAUCCACUGUUCGAAUAA